AUGGAGGGAUUCAGUGUUGGUAAAUCAACCAUGAAAACGAAUGAAUACGGACUCGUAUCGCCGCUCACGUACGGUCCAGGAGUUGACGCGAAAAUUUUCGAUUGCGGCUUUCGUCACCCGGUGGAGAAGAUCGAAAUGGAACACGAACAGAACUUCGACAUUCUACAGAAAGUCACUGCUCGCCGUCUGCAAGGAAUUCAUAUGCCAUUGAGGCUGGAGAUGGAGCGAAGAGCAGCUGCCAAGGUUUCAAGAUUGCCUUUCUUGCCAUCGUCGAACUUGAUGCUCGACGUCCUCACUGGAAAGGAAGACACACUGGACUUCAGUGACUUUCUCGGCAUGCCGGAGUUCCGUGAAGUCAGCGGACAGCCACAUGCUGUCGUUGAACUGUACGUGGGUUCAACAAAAGUUCACGGUCGCAUUGUUCCUUUGACCCCUGUUAUAAUGGACGCUUUCGAUAUUUUCAAAAAGUUACGUCGAGGCGCCCAGUUCGAUUUAAAACGAUUUCGCGACGAUGCCUUGAAAUUCCGAAUGGUGAAAGACGAUGGCGCUUACGAACGUGUGUCCGAUACUGCAGGAAUUGGCAGAAGGAAACGAACUGUUUCCGAAACUUCUUGGAAGUCCGUGGAAAGCAACAGCUCGUCUAAAUUCACAAAAAUUGAUCCGAUCGAAGCCCGAAAGGAACUCGGAUCCGAAGACGAUGAAGAAAAUCAGAGCGAUUUUGAUCAAGAAUCGGAUGACGACAAUGACGGAAAAAGGAUGAACUCCGGGGUGAAAUUGAUGUCAGGCAUCGACGACAUCGAACUUGAAACAGAACGCAAGAAGAAAAAGAAGAGAGCGCGAACGAAAUCAGAAGAUGAGAAAGAUUUGUUUGCGGAGGAUGCUGAACGAGUGAACCGAAUCAGGAAUGAAAAUCGAAUUCAUGUCAAUGGAACCGAUGUUCCACCGCCGAUACAAAGUUUCACUCAGCUCGUGUCAGAAUAUGGGAUGAAAGAUGUGCUGAUUAAAAAUGCUGCGGACGUGGGUUACCAUGUUCCCACUCCAAUUCAGAUGCAGGCCAUUCCUCUCAUGCUGCAGAGAAGAGAACUUCUGGCGUCUGCGCCGACAGGGUCGGGUAAAACUGCUGCGUUCCUGAUUCCUCUUCUUCAUCAUCUGAAAGAGCCUUCGAAAAAGGGAAUCAGAGCCUUAAUUGUAGCUCCAACCAGAGAACUUGCUGCUCAGAUUCACAGAGAAUGCGUCAGACUUAGCGAAGGAACGCAUCUGCGAUGUCAUCAAUUGGAUCACAUCGGAAAAAAAUCUUCAAAAGCCGUUCGUGCUGUGUGUUCAUCGAAAUGUGAUUUGCUGGUGUGCACGCCAAGUCGAUUGAUUUACUUGCUGAAUCGAGAUCCUUGUCCGAUUACCCUAAAAAGCGUUGAAUGGCUAGUCGUUGACGAAUCUGACAAGCUAUUUGAAAUCGGCACAACUGGAGGAUUCAGGGAACAAUUGGCCCGCAUAUACACGGCUUGCAACGCUGCAAAUGUCCGACGUGCCUUGUUCAGUGCCACGUUCGCUUUCGAUGUCGAGCAGUGGUGCAAACUCAAUUUGGACAACGUUGUCAUGACCUCGAUAGGAGCUCGUAACACUGCAGUUGAAACAGUCGAGCAAGAAUUGAUGUUUGUUGGAGAGGAAUACGGAAAACUAGUGGCAUUUAGGAAUAUGAUUCUCAAGGGCUUGAAUCCUCCGGUUUUAGUGUUUGUUCAGAGCAAGGAUCGAGCGAAAGAACUUUUCCGGGAACUGAUAUACGACGGAAUUAACGUGGAUGUUAUCCACUCUGAUCUCACUCAGUUGCAGAGAGACAACGUUGUCAAAGGAUUUCGAACUGGGAAAAUAUGGGUGCUCAUCUGCACCGAACUCAUGGGAAGAGGCGUGGAUUUCAAAGGCGUGAAUCUUGUCGUAAAUUACGAUUUCCCCCCGUCAACUGUGGCGUACAUUCACAGGAUUGGUCGAACUGGAAGAGCUGGUCGUGCAGGUAAAGCCAUCACGUAUGUGACACAGCAGGAUUUCCCGUUUCUGAGAAGCAUCGCCCAGCUAAUAAAGAACAGCGGAGGGACAGUACCCGACUUCAUGCUGGCAGCUCCGAAAGCGUCGCGAAAUCUGAAGAAUGAUCUAAAGCGUCAUGCGCCUGAUCGACGACGAAUCAAAACCGACCCUUACACUAGGAAAGAAUUGAAAGACAUGCGACAAAAGGCGAUGAUGAAGAAAGGAAUUAAAGUUGAAGGAUUUCCUCGGAAGAAACGUGAGAAUGUCGUCUCCGGGUCGAGUCCGAAAGCGGAGAAGGUUGAACAGAAGUCCAUUCCUGUUCAUGCGUCAAAAUUCAAACGAAAAUCCGGCGGACUGAAGCAAAGCAAGAAGAAGAAAACAUCGAAAGAAAAUGCCAAAAAUAAGCCGAGAAUUCCCAACAAGAAACUGGGGGGUUACCUGUGGAUGUGUUUCGUAUCGUAUUUCGGUUGA
Notodromas monacha is the source of this 2487-nucleotide messenger RNA. The record is from the annotation of a GenBank genome assembly. Lineage: Eukaryota; Metazoa; Arthropoda; Ostracoda; Podocopida; Cyprididae.